This is a messenger RNA of Anoplophora glabripennis (Asian longhorned beetle), 997 nucleotides long. RefSeq names its product beta-galactosidase-1-like protein 3. The coding region runs from base 2 to 997 and encodes 331 amino acids. The transcript is spliced from 3 exons. Gene Ontology annotation, cellular component: vacuole. Lineage: Eukaryota; Metazoa; Arthropoda; Insecta; Coleoptera; Cerambycidae. The record is from RefSeq and is a predicted model, not a curated record. Gene Ontology annotation, molecular function: beta-galactosidase activity. Gene Ontology annotation, biological process: carbohydrate metabolic process.
GAUGGGUUUAUCUGUGACAUUAAUAUUAACGGUAUGUUUCUUACCGUUCAUAAUCAACGACUCACUACCAACGAAUUAUGAAUAUUUCACGUCCGACGGGAUCAGCUCUGGUCUGUCAGUGGACCAGCCUUAUUUCACCCUCAACGGCAAGAACUUUUCCGUCUACAGCGGGGCCAUGCAUUAUUUUAGAGUCCCCAGGGCUUAUUGGAGGGACAGAAUGAAGAAAAUAAGGGCAGCCGGCCUGAAUACCAUUGAGACUUACGUGGCAUGGAACUUGCACGAACCCUAUUCGGGUGUGUACGAUUUUGGUGAAGGCGGAUCUGAAAUGGAAGACUUUCUGCAUAUUGAGGAACUGUUACAGACGGCGCAGGAAGAGGAUCUGUUUGUCAUUCUGAGACCAGGACCGUACAUCUGCGCUGAGUACAACUAUGGGGGGUUCCCAGCUUGGUUGCUACGGGAAAAAACAACCGGAUUCAGAACAAACGAAGCCACCUACAUAAAAUAUGUGAGGAGGUUCUUGGAAAAGCUGUUUGCUGUCGUAAACAAACAUCAGUUCACAAAAGGAGGCUCUGUCAUUGCUUUCCAAAUAGAAAACGAAUAUGGAACCGCAUGGCCUAGAGAAAAGGCAUAUCUUGAGUCCCUCCACCAGAUCUUUUUAGAUAAUGACAUAGUGGAGCUGUUGUUAACGUCGGACAGCUGGAAAGUGCAAGGAACAGAAGGCACCAUAGAUGGAGUCUUCCAGACUGUCAACUUGAAAGCCGAACCUGAGGAGCAGUUCAACAAGAUCUUGAAAAGACAACCAAAUAAGCCUGUUCUUGCUAUGGAAUUCUGGGUUGGAUGGUUUGAUUAUUGGACCAAUGCUCAUCAUACUACUGAAACUAGCACCGUAUUGGAGGUCUUGACUCGUAUUUUGGAAUUCCCAGCUUCCUUCAACAUCUACAUGUUCAUAGGAGGUACGAAUUGGGGUUUUACCAAUGGAGCAUCUCCUGGUAAGUGA